AGUAUAUUUUAUUUAUUCUUUCAAAUUUUCGAUCUAACUAAACAAAUUAAAUAAACCCACUUUAAUUAAUUUAACCCACAAACUCAACCUCACCCAACCUAUUGAAAUGAAAUUAAUAUGCUACCAAAUGCCGUUUGAAAUCAACCAUGAAAUUAAUAAUCAACAAAAUGUUAAUUAGUGUUUUACAGUGGGCUCACUAAGCAAUUCUUCGAUAGUUAACAAUGAGUUGAACGAGUUAAAAGUAUAAAUAGGUGAUGAAUUUGGGUCAAUUAUGUCUAUGAAUUAUGCGUUUGGUUUCUCACUAAUUCUAUUAAUACUUGUUGCUCUCAAUAUCUAUUUCUUUUACACAUUGAAUACUGUUGGAAAAAGAGGACCUGUAUAUCUGUAUGAACCAGACCUCAAACCAAAUGUCUAUAGAGAAAUAUACGAGUACCUCAAUUACUUGCCUGAUCAAUACAAAAGUAGAAAUAUCAAAUUUAUACCUAUACAAAAACAAUUAAUACAGACAUUCAAUUCUUCAAGUCCACAUAACACAAAGGAUGUGUGGCAAUAUGCAGAUAAUUGGAUAAGUGAAGAGUCUCUGUUUCCACAAUACAAUGGAACCCUUGGGAAGAUACUGUACAAUAUGAGAACAGCAAAGAUAUCCCGAGUUGAAAUUGCCCCAAAAGGAUCACAAUUGAAAUUGUCUUUGAUACUUGAGGGAAAAUACAAAAUGUACUUUAAACCAAAGAGAUAUGAGCUGACUCAUAUCGUAACUGGUGAUAUUUAUGGAGGCUACGACAGGCACAAUUCCGAGGUGUUCGCGUAUUAUCUGGCCAUGGUGAUGAAUUUCAAAUGGAUUGCUCCCUGUGUCAUAAGAAAACUUCAUGUCGCCAAUGAUGUGGUUCCUGUUGCAACAAAAGAAUUGAGACUUACUAUGAUAAAAAAUGGUACCUCAAGAUGUAUAUAUGGAAAAUGUAGAUAUUGCCAUUUCAGUAAAACAGUUUGCCCUGAUAAAAAUGGAGAAAUUGAAGGAGCCACUAUAUUACUUUUAAAUAAAAAAUUCCAGACUCAUGUAUCACCGUGGCGACGCUCAUAUAACAGCAAGAAAAUGAGCUGGGAAACAGAAAAUAACUUUUGUGUAAAAGUUAUGAACACACUAAACUUGAAGCGAAUACUAAAUCUAGUAGACGUUUCAUUAUUUGAUUUUCUUAUUCAAAAUGGAGAUCGACAUCACUAUGAAGUUUACAAAGAUAGAAUAAUGCUCUUUGAUAAUGGCAAAGGCUUAGGAAAUCCGACGGUUGAUGAAUUAGAUAUAUUAGCUCCACUUUAUCAGUGCUGUGUGAUGACAUAUUCAACAUGGCGACAUCUCGAAAUGCUUUCUGGAGGGAUCUUAACGGAAACAAUAAAGAUACUCUCAUCCUUUCAAGGUUUUAAAUUGGCGACAGAAGAUCAUUACAAAGCAGUUGAAAGGAGGUUAUUGAAGAUUUAUGCAACUGUACAGUAUUGUAUAGGAAAACAUGGCAGCGCCAAAGUAUUCAAAAUAAGUUAAAGUAGAAAAAUAUUUAAUAAGUAGAUUUAUUUCUAUAAAUUGUUGUUUUAAUAAUUUUAACUAAUAGUAAUCUAUUACUUUUUCAGUCACCACUAAAUAGAUCUUGCCACCAAAAUGAACUGUUAACUAAUUUAUAAAAUUGCAUAGCAGUACUUAAGCAUAUAGUUUUUAGAUUUUUUGUUGUCAAAACGGUUAUGUGUUCCAGGAGGAGCAUACUAUAGGUAGCUUUUAUCUCGAAAAUGAAUUCCUAAGAGUAUGAACACGCACAUCCUAGUGUGUAAGUUUUUAAAAUCUAUAUGUGACAUAAAAUGUAAUAUUGGCAUUCUUGGAUAGUACAAGGGUUGGGCAGCUAAAGUUUGCUCUGAAUGAAAUUGUGGUAAGUAGAGAUAGGAUUGUUGGAUUUUGGAAUAAGGACAAUCAAAUUUUUUUUUCUAUGUAUACAUUUUUUUACUUAGGCAUCUGUAGAUAUUAUAAGAAAAUAUUUAGAAAUUAAUCAUAUAAAUUAUAUAAUUAAACCAAGAAAAGACAAGAUGUGAUCCUAAUCCAAUAUAUAUACAUAUUAUUUUAUAUUACAUUUUCAAGAUAAAAUGUAUAAUCACAGAAGUAGCAUUUGGCCUAAUCAAAAACAAUGUUGCAGGUUUCGUUUUUUAUUCCAUUGUUUAUGUAUUGUCGAAGAUAAAGUUAAUAAGAGUCAAAAAAAGAAAAAUUACAUUCAAAUAAAAUUUCAU
Molecule: messenger RNA, 2259 nt
Organism: Plodia interpunctella (Indianmeal moth)
Lineage: Eukaryota; Metazoa; Arthropoda; Insecta; Lepidoptera; Pyralidae
Exons: 6
Coding region: 272-1531 (419 amino acids)
Biological process (GO): protein phosphorylation
Cellular component (GO): Golgi apparatus
Molecular function (GO): phosphotransferase activity, alcohol group as acceptor
Source: RefSeq, a predicted model, not a curated record